AUACUCUGCACAGGAAGAGGAAGUUCUCACUCACAUCAUCUCUAUGUGUCUCACAGUGUGACGCUCAGACAGCAGGAAGACAUCAUGGAGGUCACAGCGCUCUGCAGCACACUGUUGACGUGUGUGAUCAUUCUGUUGGGUGUUCAUGUUCAGAAGAGCUCUACGCAGAACGAUGACGCAGCUUUGCACAUUGUCACAGAGAGACUGCAGCUCUUUGAAUACACACCCUUCUCUUUUCUCUGCGAGGGUCCUGGCUCUGCUCUGAGAGGGUUCAGGAAUAAAAAGGAGUUCAUUCAGGGUUGUUAUAAUAUUAAUUCAACAACACUGAAGUGCACCAUUCCAGAUGCUUAUGCAUUAGACAGCGGGGUUUACUGGUGUGAGGAUGAGAAAGGAGAGAAGAGCAACUCUGUCCACAUCAUCAUCACCGCUGGUUCUGUGAUCCUGGAGAGUCCUGUGCUUCCGGUGAUGGAGGGAGAGUCUGUGACUCUGAGCUGCAGGAUCAAGACGACCACUUCCUCCAUCCUCUCAGCUGGUUUCUAUAAAGAUGGCCGCCUCAUCAACAGCAGCUCUACAGAGAACAUCACCACACAGGUUUCUAAAUCUGAUGAAGGACUCUACAAGUGCAGCAUCUCUGGUGCUGGAGAAUCACCAGAGAGCAGGCUGGCUGUCAGAGCUGUUCACAGAGAGACGUGUCCCUCCUCGGAUCACUCCCUGUACGUCCUCCUCGUCUUAAGGACUGUGUUCACCGUAGUGAUGGUGGCUCUGCUGCUGCUGCUGGUGGGACUGCUGCACUGUGGGAAACUCAGGGUUACACAGAAAUAACUCAUGAGAAAGAUCAGAGUCUGGUCAUCAAGAUAAUGACCACCACGAGCUUUAAUGCUUUAGCUCAGGUUGUGUGUAAGGUGUGUAACCUCUCUGUGUUCCAUGAUCGUACGUGCAGCGGCUGUUAGACUUUCUCACACAGAGACAAAGUGAAACCACAGAGGUACUGACUGACGCAUUUAUUUUAGAAGGCGAGCUGAGGGUACGAUGUUCUGAGCUUUAUUUUAGACUCUACAGAUACUUUACGCUCUCAGACACAACCCACAGAAAGGGCUUUUAUAUAGAUGUAUGUGAAUAUGAGGUGACUUUAGGACCAGCUUAACCUUAAUGGUUUCAUAGAGUAACUUGAGUCUAUAGUGAUCUACGUAUGUUUGCAGUUGUUGUGAGUGAUGAUCAUGAUAAUACCCGCUAGCAUGUUAGCACUGCUACGAUAAGCAUGUUGGUACGCUAACUUCAUCAGGCUAGCAUGAAUAUGCUAUUUAGGAAACGAACAAAAUCGACUCGUUUUGUUUGUUUAUCUAAACAGAAAAAUGAGCUUUGAUCAACAAUUCAUUUUUCCUGCACAAUUGAUUUAGCAUCAUCAUAUCAUGUUUAAAUAUGACUCUGAUAUAUUUGAAGAGUAUCUCAUGUGAUUUAUACUGUCUACAGCACAAAAUCUAGAAGUUGAUAUUUCCCAAAGCAAAUAUCCUCUGUAUCGUCAGCAU
Messenger RNA from Eleginops maclovinus (Patagonian blennie), 1526 nucleotides. RefSeq names its product low affinity immunoglobulin gamma Fc region receptor II-like. Lineage: Eukaryota; Metazoa; Chordata; Actinopteri; Perciformes; Eleginopidae. Gene Ontology annotation, molecular function: transmembrane signaling receptor activity. Gene Ontology annotation, cellular component: plasma membrane. Gene Ontology annotation, biological process: cell surface receptor signaling pathway. The record is from RefSeq and is a predicted model, not a curated record.